AUGCUGCUUGCAGUGCGAUGUUUUGGAAAGGAAUCAGUCAAAGAUAAAUUGUUGGAGACUCAGAAUAUCGUUAAACUGGAGUUCGACAACAUCCCGAAGAGACGGUUAUCAGCUGGCUUCCAAACCGCCCAAAGACCUGAAAACCACCGCAGGAAUCGCUACAAGCAUAUUUUGCCGUAUGAAGAUACGCGUGUGGUGCUGCGAUCGACGAAAAGUAAUGCAUUUGGCUACAUAAAUGCAUCGAACGUUUUAGUGAAGUUCGGUAAACAUUCUCUCAGGUACGUCGCUAGUCAGGCGCCGAUGCGCGCUACUGCCGUCGAUUUUUGGCAAAUGGUCUGGGAAAGUGGCUGCUUUAUCAUAGUCAUGCUGACAGCUUGCGUCGAAAACGGCGUCGACCUUUGUUAUCAAUAUUGGCCCCGAAUGAACACCGAAGGCAAAGUAAUGCGAUUCGGGGACUACGCCGUGACCUUGUCGAACUGCAUCGAAGCGGCAGUUCAUGUAUUUUCCUCAUUGCGGCUUAAACAUCUGCCGACUAAUCAGCAGCGACUGAUUUAUCAUUUUCAAUACCUGGAUUGGCCUCGAGGCGGAACGCCAAGAAGUCUCACUUCAUAUCUAGGCUUCCUCGACGAAAUCAGCGGUAUGCGAAGGCACGUUGAAAACCAAUCGGCGCUGAUGAACUUGAGCGCUCCGGGUUUCCCGUUCUACGAAGCUACACCUGAAUAUCAUCCGGAACUUGGGUGUCAUAUUUCCGACGUCUCUCCGCCUGUUCUAGUGCAUUGCAACUCAGGAGUGGGCCGCACGGGUGUCUACCUUCUUUCGGAUAUAAUGAUAUACUCAAUCGAACACAAUCUGGAAUUCGAUUUGCCCAGUGUGUUGGCGAUGUUGAGACAGCAACGAAUGAACUUUGUAGAUACGUACGAACAGUACCUGUUUGUCUAUCAGUGCCUGGAAGAACAUAUUCGUCAUUCGCGGCUAGUAUAA
Soboliphyme baturini is the source of this 981-nucleotide messenger RNA. The record is from the annotation of a GenBank genome assembly. Lineage: Eukaryota; Metazoa; Nematoda; Enoplea; Dioctophymatida; Soboliphymatidae.